Molecule: messenger RNA, 264 nt
Organism: Dibothriocephalus latus
Lineage: Eukaryota; Metazoa; Platyhelminthes; Cestoda; Diphyllobothriidea; Diphyllobothriidae
Source: the annotation of a GenBank genome assembly
AUGGCCCACUCGGAGCCCAUAAAGGCGUUGACCGUGACUGGCAGUCAAAACGCCCACAACCUCAUCAGCAUCAGCUCAGACGGCAAGAUGUGCUCCUGGAGUAUGGACAUGCUGGGUCAGCCUCAGGAGUCACUGGAGUUGACCUAUCGUCAGGCUAAAACGGUCACUCCCACUGCAAUGUCUUUCUUCCCUGACGACGCCAACAACUUCCUUAUCGGUGCCUUUGAUGGUAACAUCUAUUCGGGUUGUAGACACGGCAAGUAA